This is a messenger RNA of Penaeus monodon (black tiger shrimp), 394 nucleotides long. Its product is annotated as centromere protein X-like. Gene Ontology annotation, biological process: DNA repair; replication fork processing; resolution of meiotic recombination intermediates. Gene Ontology annotation, molecular function: protein heterodimerization activity. The record is from RefSeq and is a predicted model, not a curated record. Gene Ontology annotation, cellular component: Fanconi anaemia nuclear complex; FANCM-MHF complex. NCBI's taxonomy places the organism in Eukaryota, Metazoa, Arthropoda, Malacostraca, Decapoda, Penaeidae.
AGUGUUUCUCUAAGUGUAGGGUUCUAAGUAUUCAUAAACGAGUGAUUUUUAUCUUCAAAGUAACAAAUAGCGAACCCGUAGGAGCAACGAGCAACAGCGUCGGUCCAGCAGACGGAGACGAUUUCGAAACUGACUUCUGUCCAAAGCCCUGGGAAAAGGGAAGAAGGAGAAAUUGGCUUUUCUCAGUUCGUAAAGGGCAAGGAAUUAAAGGCGAAUUGAUGGUAAAACCUUCAAACUUUAGAAUUAUAUAAGAACGGAAUUCCCCACGAAUAACGCAAGAGCGAGUGAGACUAAGAUGCAGUUUUCAGAGAGACUGGUUGAGGAAUUUCUACGAAGUCAUCUUGAUGAUAAAAAAGUUCGCAUAAGUGCAGAUGCUAUCAAGAUGGUUGCAGAG